Molecule: messenger RNA, 13031 nt
Organism: Porites evermanni
Lineage: Eukaryota; Metazoa; Cnidaria; Anthozoa; Scleractinia; Poritidae
Source: the annotation of a GenBank genome assembly
GUUCGCUGGUAUAGAUGGAGGCAGCCGAUGGAUUACGGGAUCGAAAGCAAAAGAGGGAAUAUUUACGUUGACAUUUUCACCAAGGAACACAUUUAUACGAAGUGCAUUGCACUUCUCGAGUUUUAUCGAAUUCCUCUGAUUUAACAGAAGUUUUGUGGUGUCCGUCUAAGCAAGACAGAUUGGAUAAAAUGGCGAAACUUGUAGCGGUGUGUCGAGAUGAAGCUGACUUCGCAUUCGAGCGGAGACAAAUCCCUCUAAAUAUUGAAGACACGUUAACGGUAUUGUACAUUGUGCCAGUCGCCUUCUGACAAUUUAUUUUCCGUGAAUUUUGCCUGAAGUUUCUUGUCCUUUCUUGCUCAGAUGGUAAUGGAAAUUCCUGAAACUGUCAUUUCUACUCGCCAAGUAAACGAAGACGAACUUCAAGUAUUUAACAAGGUCAGUGAAUAACUUAGCGUUAAAGCUUGAAUAUUUUGAAAAAUUUCAGGCUAAGUUCCCCUUUUGUCAAGUGUAUUUAAACCUGCUAGAAACGAAUCUUUAGCUGGUGUAGCGACGUUUAGCAGAGUUGUCUUUUCCAAGGUUAAAUUUAAUAAAUGGUUACCCAGUAGUUUUGAUAAAAAUCAAAUCAAAUGAAAUAUUCGUAAACCUGCAUGAAGUGAGUUUUUUUACGAUAUACUGAUUAGGAAACCUAAGCGAAAAUACGACAUGAGAAGUUGCCAUUCGUGUUUACUCUGGAUCGAGUGAAUAGUUAGCUUGAAUAGUCGACCAUAUAAAUGUCAUGGCUAAUCGCGAGAUCAGAUACUAUCUGUGUGAUGUGUCGAGUUCAAGCUGACUGUCUGAGUCUCCAGUUGGAUAUGAGCACUCUCUGGCAAUUGAGUUGCCAGGAAGUAAACAUUCCGAUCUAAUUUCGUUUUGUUUUGCAGAGAUUUCAAUGUUUAAGUUCAGAUGAUCUCGCUGUGGCAACUAUGGUGCGAAAGAAAGAUGUCUUUUCCUUCCUGUCUCUCUCUGUUCCGUGCGUGGGAUGUCGUAGAAGGCAAGGAUUUUCUCUUUUUGUAUAAUAUUUCCUCAUCGUUUUGAAAUUAAUUAUUCACUAUUACAAGCAAAUCUCGGUAAGUAUCACUUUAGAUUUCUUAAAUUUGUCUUAAAUGGCUUCGCUACGUUGCCAAUACAAGUAAGCUUAAGUUUUUUGGAAAAUGUGUAACAACCUUUGUUGUGGGAUUUGUUAUGUAAUGUAGGAAUAUGCUUAUAUUGCACUUUUAUUUCAAACACAACCCAGUGCCUUAUAUUAAAUAAGUUUGCAAAUAUCUUGUUAUUUCCAUUUAUUCUAUGAUUUUCAUGGGACUAAAUUGCAUAAUACCUGGCCCACUUAAUAUCUAACUUUAAAAAACUGCUCCUUCAGUGUGCAAAGAAAGUAGUGUCCGAUAGGCUGGGGCUAGUGGAUUUUGCUAUCGGGCUAGUAAAUUCUGUUCUUAACUUGCCGGAUGGGCAAGUGAACUUUUAAAAGGAAUUCAAAUUACAGAAGAACUGUGAAAUCCAUCUGCUCAUCAAAACGUUUGGACUUUCUUUGCACCCUGUCCUUGUGGGAGCACUAGCUAUAUACCUCUUUCUAUAAGCACACUAGUAAGACAUUUAGUGGGCUGGGUAUUCUGAAAUCAUUCCUCACCUGGCCCCAGUUGUUCAAAAGCUGGGUAGCAUUAUUCACCAGAUAAAUCACUUUCCAGUGGAUGAGUGUUAGGGAAACCAAUUAUGUUAUACACUGGAUAGAGAUUUAUCCAGUGAGCAACUGGGGCCUGUAUUUUUACAUAUGCUAUCCCACCAAUUUAAAAUACUACAUGAUCAGUGUAUUACUCUUUAUACCAAGUGGAAGGGAGUAGAAAACCUGAUCAAGACAGUGUACUGUUGCAUGGAUGUUCAACUGUAUAUCUUUUUGAGAUUAAAGAAGUUUUGUCUUUUGUAAAUGCCUUGAAUUAAGUUAAAAGUAACAUCCUGUCUGGAUGAUUUUUGUUCUCUAAACAAUCUUUACUUAUCACAUUAUUCUGUUGUUUAUGCACAGUAUGGAGCGAUUAUACAACCAGUUAGUAAAAUCUGGGCAACCAGCCUUGGAGCCCUUAAUGAUUACAAACAGUGGAAGUAAGUUGUUCUGACUUGUGGCCUUUAUUUGAUGGAAAUUGGAAAUACAAUGUAAUCUCACUGUUGUUAUUAUUGAACCAUCACUUAAUUGUGACAAUUUUGGGCAGACUGUGCAAUGCUUUGGUCUAUUCAUAGUUAUAAGAGCCUUAGAGGAGACUGAUUAUGAAAGCCAGCAAAACUGAAACACAGCACUUUGCUGGGAACCCCCUGACCUUGCACUGUGACUGAACCCUUAUAUUAGUCAGCUUAUCCAACAUGGUUGGUGUGCUCUAAUAAGCAUUGUGCAGGGUCAAGGCUAAAAAGGUUGAGAGGAACAUAUUAUCAUUGACAAAAAAAAGUUUUUAGGCCUUCGUAACCAUUGCAUAUCAUCAACUAUGGUAAAUUUCAGAAAGCAGGCACAAUUUUUGCCAUUUGUUUUGAAUUUUGUACUUGAAAGUGGAUCCAUUAAGAUAAUAAAUGCAAUGCUCAUUUUGUUACAAGUUAUGCCACUAACUUGUCAAGUUCAUUUUAUCAAUUUUAACAAAUUCUGCAUGUUAUAAAUUGAGCUAAUAAUCAAGUAUAUUGCCAGUUAUCUAUUUGCCCAAGUUUUAGCUUUUAAGGUAAUAACUUUAUGUAAAAUUUAUGGUAAUCAGUUCGAUUUGAGCUUUUUUUGUUAUCCUUCCCAUGCACGACAACCUCCUGUAAGCAACCUCUUUGUAGUGCACCAAGGGUGGUAGCUUAUGAGAGAGUUGACUUUACUGUGAGGUACCGGUAUUUGUACUCGUUUUUAGCGUUAUUUGUACUCUUGUGACUGAAGUGGAAUAAUAAAGUUCCUUAUCCAGCACCAAAAGUGUUGAUUAUCUGAAAUACCUUGCAAAUGCUGUGUUUAAUAAUAAAAAUAGAGAAAAGCAAAGGAGUAACAUGAUGGAUUAAUUUCUUUUUUCUUUUUUCUAGUUUUGACCAUUGAGGGUCCUUUCCUUCAGGAUCCAAAACUUGUUUAUGCACUCUUUUACAUACAUGGGUAAGUAAAUCUGAAAAUAGUUCUUUUGCUUGUGAUGUUACUUAUUUAAUAAUGAAGCUAUACAACUAAUUGCAGUGCUGUUCUUUCUAUUUUGUUCUUGCUGUAUUGUAUUUUAUUCUAAACCUAAUCAUCUUGUGUUCCUGGCAUAUAUAUAAGCAUUUAAAUAACCUCAUCACCUUUUAAUCAUUAAAACACAUUAAGUUUCCUAAUAUUUUACAUGGCUACUUACAGAUAUUAACUUGUGUCUAAUUUCUUUCGCUAUUUUUCUCACUUGUAAUGUUCAGUAUACCUUGCAUUAUUUAACCUUCCACAAUGUUAUCAUAUUCCUCAGCUUUGGAGUAUUUUUGCCAAUGUUAUUUUGCAAACUGACGGGGUUGCCAUGAGGAUGCUAUGAUUGACAGAAAGACUAUAAAUGAUGCCUGGAAUCUAGAUUUUGUAACCUAAUGGCUUAAUUUGUUUCUUUAAGUUCCAGACUAAAUGAGAUGGUUGAAUCCAUUCCUAAGUGCAGACGUAACAGGUAUGUAGAGUUUCAGAUUUAACGAAAACAGCAACAACAACAAUAAUUACCAUUCUUGCUUUGUAAAGAGGCUAAAUCAGGGACACCCAAUGAGAAUAUAGUUCAAAACCAUUUAAACAUAGCGUUGUUAAACGUAUCUUAGUAUUUAAACGGUUUUAGAUAUAGGCAUAUUUUUAUCCCCUAAAAAUUUUUCAUCUCUUCAGAUUUCCUAGCUGAAAGUCUGGUGAUCCGAAAAUUAUAGGGAUCAAAACUUACCUUUUCGAAAAUUUCAGCCAGGAAAAAGGCUCCCGAAAAUUCUAGGUGACCUUCUUAGUGUAAAAAUCAGUUUAAAAUGGGCAACUAUACCAUUUUUUGAAUGUUCGAAAAUCCUAGGAGAGGCAGGCAAGCAGGAAAUUUUACAACAAAUGUUCCGAAAACUGUAGAUCUCAAAUUGUCUUCCAAACAGAUAUUUUCUGAAAAUUGACGUUGGGUGCCCCUUGCUAAAUGUGCUCCAGCAGUGUCCAAGGACCUAGAAAAAGCAAUUAUUUUUUAUUCAACUGACAGAAAACCUUCUUUCACUUUAGCAUAACUGUUUAACUGCAUGACUCUAGGUAUCCUGUGCAGGACUGUCAUUAAGAGCGGGGGGCUGUCGAUUUACCCCGGCUACUAAGAGUGUGGUCCCCGGCUACUUUUAUUGGAAAAUACAAGAAAAAUAGGACCAAAAGAAAUCCCCAGCUGUUUGAUUCCCCGCCUACUAGUUGUAUUUACCCGGCAACUUGAAAUCUUAGUGACAACCCUGCUGUAACACUGAAAAGAGCAUAGCCUUUGAGAAGUUGAGUUUCUCUUUGCAGUAAAAUAGUUCAGUAAGUAGAAGAUACCCCUUAAUUUUUAUUUUGCAGACGGUGUCCUCUUCAUUCAUUGGAAACACACAAGUCAAGGCCAUCAGGGUAAGGCAGUGGUCAAGACUGUAAUAAAUUAUUUCUAAUGCUACAGUUUGGUAGUGAAACUUGGAAGGAAAAUAAUCAUUGUGUUAUUAAUUGUUUUUAAAUACUUAUGAUGUCAUUUUAUUGAUUUCUUAAAUAGAAGCUGGAUAGAUGUGUGGGAUUUAUUGUCACAGGAAUGUCGAGAUGAGGUAUGGUUAAACUUUGCCAUACUCUUUAUGGCAACCUUUUCUUCUGUAAAUCUCUUCCACUUUUCCUUCUCAUAUAUUGUACCUCUUUUUUUUAGGUUGUGUUAAUCGAUUCAGAUGCUCUUCUUGACACAUUGGAGAAUUAUCUGAGAAAGCAUAGGUUAGUAAAGAAAUUUAUAAGUUCCUGUUUGAUCUGAUGUUAUAGUUCUAACAAUAAAUAAUUUAUUGUUAGAACUAUAACAUCAUUGCAGAAUAGCACCCACUGAUGCACAACAUCAGUAACUGCAGAUUUUCUGUUAAUCUAAUAAUGCUUUCCUGUGUAUUAUAUAGUAUUUUUAUAUUUCAAGACUCUUAUUGACUGAAUAAUAAUUUGAAAUGCUGGUAAUGGGCAUUUUCCUUCAUCCAUUUGGCAAUAAAUUAUUGACAUUUUAUAACACUGUUGUCAUUGUUGUAAAAGUAGUGCUUUUAUUUCUCAUUGGUUUUUAUUGCUCUAGGUUUUGUACAGAAUGUAAAUCAAAAGUUCUAAGGGCCUACAGUAUUUUGGCUGGUGAUUUAGAUGGACCUAGUGAAAAAGGGUAAGACUGUUAGCUGACUUUUGUAAGGUAUAUCCAGUUUUUCAUUUCUUAAAGGGACUAUGUCACAAAGAUAUUACCAUUUUAGGUCUAUUUUGUGCUGAAGUCAUUAUUCAGUGCCCUUAUCCAUACACAAUGCCCUCGCUGGAUUCCGAAGUAGAUAUCAAACAAAUUUCAUCAGGGAGCCAGGGCUGUCAUUAAGAGCCAGGGGCCGCGGAUUUCCCCUCCUAGCUACUAUUAAUGUGGCCCUUGGCUACUUUUAUUGGAAAAUAGAAGAAAAUUGAAACCAAAAGAAACCUGUAGGUGUUUGAUUACCCACCUACUUGCUGUUUUUACCCGGCAACUUGAAAUCUUAGUGACAACCCUGAGGAGCAGUAACAAUAUUUUUUGUGGUGAUCUUUGCAGGUAUGGUAUUAAAACGUGAAGAACUCAGCACACCUUUUUUAAGUUUUAAUCCCCGUCCAUCCUUGCCAACCAAUGCAACAAUUAAAAGGAAACAGUUUUAAUACUUAAAUAUAGUCUAUAGGGGAUCAUUAUUUGAUUUGUGGAAUUCAGUUAUUGGGGAAAAUGCAGUAGCUUUUUUAAAAGAUAGCAAAUGGUGAUAGCCCCUUUAAUUUCAACUGGAAGUGGAGCAGGCCACUGCUUGAUCAGAGUUACCAUCUGUAAACUCUAGUCAAGUUUAUGUACUCAUUGGCUUUGUUUCUUUUUCCAGGUAUUGUGCAGCAUUGUAUGAUGGGCUCAAAAGUUGUCCUCAAGAGCGGCAUGUCCAUGUACUUUGUGAUACUGACUAUAUUGCACAUCUUAUUGGACGGGCAGAGCCAGAGCUUGCUGGAGGGUAAGUCAGCUGCUUCAGCUUUGAGUUGAAUGUGUCUCCUCAUGUUCUCUUGCAUCUAUUUUUCCGCUUCAUGGCUCGCGAAAAGACUGUUCCAGCUUGUCUGGGACCAUUUCUUGCUCUUGUUAGGUAAUGAUUUUGUUAGAGCAUGACUUGCUUGAACCUUUCAGCAUUGGACGAGUAAGCUUUGAAAGUUACUUGUCCAGCAAGGACAUCUACUCAACCCUCCAAGUUAAAGUUUUUACUCAGUCGCCAUUUGGUACCCAACUCUUUUGGUUUUAGGAAAUUUUUUUGCGAAUCAAGUCGCCAAUGUCAAAAUUUUAGUCGCCACGGGAACCAAAAUGGUCACAACUUGGAGGGUUGCUACUUGUCGCGGAUUACCAAACGGGGCUUAUUUUGAGCCCAGUCCUUCCCCACUUACUUUUGAGUACCUGCCAUGCAGCCCAAGGACUUCACACAAGGUGCAGAACAACUUAAAGUGGUGGUAUGGAAAUGAAAAUUGUCAAACUGUCUUCCAUUGGUUACUGCACAAACAAUUUUUUUUUGUUUUAAACUGAGGACAUUGAAUCAAUGUCCCUCUCUCAAUGAAUAAGAUUGUUGACGGGGCAAUUUGAAGAUCUAAGCCAUGAUAGUCUAGUAAUAGUUUGCUGUAAUAAAAAUUAAUUGCAAAAAAGCAGGUCCACGCACCAUUCUUAUAUGUAUUAGUGAUGCGGACCACCACUGUCUUUUAAUACAUUGCCUAACCGGCAUUGCUUUUAUUUCAGAAGAAGAGAAAGACAUGCUAAGACAUUGGACAUUGCCCAGGAAGAGGUAUGAUUAAAAAGUUGUUUUAGGUCUGACUCCAUCAAACAAAGUCUGAAGUGCUCAGUUAUGAGCACUUGACUUGUACCACUCCUUAAAGCCAUUUUGUUGUAGUCUAUACUUUAUGCUUUCAUAAAACUGUUCACGAUAAACGGUGUUUUGAUAAAAGCGUUUGGCAAACUGAAAAUGGCUUAGAACGCGGUUUUGUUAAACACUGGCUAAACUUCGUUUAAAUAUCCUUCCCUAUGGGUCCUGUGAGCAGAAUUGAAAUUGGUAAAAAUUAUUUUGUCUCCUUCUUUGAAGGUGUUGACGUGUCUUGGCAUUCACCUUUGGGAAAGACUUCACAGGCUUUGGCAGAAACUUAGGGCAGAGGAACAAACUUGGCAAAUGCUGUUUUAUCUAGGGAUUGAUGCACUAAGAAAAAGUUUUGAGGUAAGUCAGCAAAAUACCUGUAAAUGCUUAUGUUUUCAACCAGUUAAAGGUGUUUUUACAGGUAACAGCUCACGUUUCAGGAGUGAAAGACUGUAACUGCUAUGAUUUUAGUGAAAUUGUACAUAGUUGCUCUGGCGUUUUUCACGCGCACUUUCUCAAAUGAACUCAAUUAAAUAAACAAACAUGACAAUAUUGAUAACCCCAGAUUGGCAGGAGGCAAACCAGUAAGCUAUUUAUAGGGAUGGCCGACGAGUUGAAACGGUAUCUGGUCGUUUCACUGCUAAGUCGUUUCGCUACAAGUCGUUUCGCUGCAUCAUGAAAACGAAAGGACUCUGCUGCGAAACGACUUGUAGCGAAAUGUCUUUGUAGCUAAACGACCGGCAAGCGUUGAAACAGCACCAUCUAGUGGUCAGAGCGGGACUCAAAACUGAGACCUCCAUUUUACGACGUAUUGAAAGCGGUCAUUUCAGCUUGAAAGCGGUCAUUUCGAUGCGAACUCAAGCAAUGAAAUUGCACAAAAAAUUUUGAUUACUCAAAGCAUAGUUCGCGCCUGACCAAGAUAAACAAGCGUGGUGAAUAUUCCUCCUUUUUUAAGCCAAGUACAUGAAACUAGUUACACCUCGAUUGAAUCAACGUUUAGCGAAACGACUUUGUAUCGAAAUGACCGGUAAGCGCUCCUCCCUCCUGUUAGAAUGCAAGUCAUUUGCUCACCACUAUGUUUAUCUUAACAGGUUGCUGUUGAAGAAAAGCAAGGAAUUUCACGGCUAGAACAAGUCGUAGAGGAGAUUUCUGAGGCUGAAAGAGCAAAGGAACUGAAACGAGAGCAGAAACGGUUAAAAAAGAAAGCAAAGCGGAAGGGGAAAUGUAAAUGUCAUUCACAAAUAACUCUGUCAACAAAUAAUGAACUGAAAGAGGAAGAAUCUGCAAAGGAAGAAGUUUGUGUGAUUGAGAGAGUUGAAGAGACAGAGGAAUUAAAUGGUCAUAGAGACAGUUGUGAAGAUUAUGAAGAUGAUGUUGAUAGCGGUGAAUCGCCUUGUAGCUGUGAAGAUUUGAGUAACUGUGAGCAAAGCAAGUCAAAGAGAAAUGGUUACAGGAAUGGUGACUGUGGGUGAGUGUCUCAUUUGGGAGCUGUUGUCCUUUAGGGCCUUUAGGAUGUAAUUUGUGAUGAUUUUGCCAUCCUUUGGCCUUAAUAGCUUGUGCGGUUUUCAAAUUUGGUCACCGGGUUUUUCCGUUGACUAGGUUUUAUAUUAACGUACGCGGCGGCCGUGCAACAAGAAAGGGGUAACGAUAAAUUUAUACCCGUGAAAACUCGACGGGCGCCCAAAUUUACACCCGAAUGAGUGCUUCAGCCUGUUUUUAAUUUUGAGCAGACGCGUGCAGUUACCAUAUUUGGAGAGCAUGGUAUAAUAGCUCAUAUACCAUGAUGGCUAAGCCAAUCAGGGCCGAUUUGUUCAAAGCUGGGUUAAGAUAACCCAGGGUUAGUGCGAGAUUUGAAUUCAAAUUUGAAAGCUUAAAAAGCUUUUCAGUUUUAAUUCUUUUUGUCCACAAGUUGACGAUUGGAAGCUCCAAAAAUAACAGAGAAAAUUAACCGAGAAAAUCCUUUUGAAAAAAAGAAACAGAAACUCGGGUUAAAUUUAACCCCGGGAUAAGCGCUAAUCAGCCUUCGAACAACUGGGCCCAGAGCUCUAGAAUUGCAUUUUCCAAUGAUUCAGUUUUUAAUAAUAUAAUUUAGCCUCCGUGCAGUCUAAAGGAGUCUUCUUCUUGUAGCCUGCUGUAAUUUAGGUGUUUUUCAUGAUUAAGAGAAGAUGUCAUAACGUCUGUGUUUGUCGGUCCCCACAGAUAUGUGGCAGAGCUCAAUAAAUGGUCUGGAGGACUUCAUCAGGUUAGUCAUACGAAAGAUCCUUGUGGAGUAGGGGCUGAAGAUGAAGAUUCAUGUUCUGAUUGUCAGUUAUCUGGGAGCCCCAGCAGUGGAGGAUCCCCUCAAUGCAGUAAUGGGAAAAGCAGAAGAAAGAAGAGCAAGAAUAAAGAGAAGAAGGUUAGAAAUUAUUUGAGUCAUUUUUCAGUUACUAACAAAACCUAAACAAGUGAGCAUGUACGCUUCCUCUCGGAAAAGGGUUACCGAGUCUAUUACGACAGUGCCACACAUCUUGGAAGUACUGGAAGGGUUAAGGUCGGUACACACUAGGCGGCAAGUUGCAGCAACAUGUCGCGGCGACGCGUUGCAGCGACAAAUCGCUUCGUGUGUGCUGGAGAGUUUUGUGAAAAUCUUUGUCGCUGCAACAGAAUUUUGUCGCCGCAAAUUUUUUUUGCGACUUGUUGCAGCGAAAAACUUCUGUUGCGGAGACAAAGAUUUUCACAAAAAUUCUCCACCACACACGAAGCGAUUUGUCGCGGCCACACGUCGCAGCGACAUGCUGCUGCAACUAGUCGCCCGACCUGUACACAUGGAGUAAUCAGUCGCCGCGACGUGUUGCUGCAACUUGUCGCCUAGUGUGUACCGACAAACAAACAAACAUUUUUUUAAUUUCAAGCCAACUGUUUAAGAGGACAUGUACUGUCGCAAAAUGUACUGUAGUUAUCACAUGGAGCCCAAGCUCGAAAUAUGAGCAUUGGCGAACAUCGGCAUUGUUGCGUAACAUUGAUUUCGAAAUAUAAGGAUUUGUAUGGGAAAAAAACCUAUCGUUUCCGUAACCUACGAAAAUGAAAGGAUUUCAAUAAAAAAAAACCGCUUACCUUACAUAAAAUGUGUGUUACGUCUCUCCUGGGUGGUCCAUGGGCCGAUUUAUGGUCGUUUUAGGGGUUGUACGGUAAACUGUUUCCGUUUACACUACAACCCAUUAAACGGCCAUAAAUCGGCCCAUGGACCACACUGGAGAGACGUAAACACACAUUUUAUGUAAGGUAAGCUGUUUUUUAUUGAAACCCUUUCAUUUUCGUAGGUUACGGAAACGAUAGGUUUUAUUUUCCAUACAAAUCCUUAUAUUUCAAAUGUUGUGCAACAAUGUCGAUGUUCGCCGAUGCUUAUAUUUCGAGCAUGGGCUACCUGUGUAGGUAUUGGCAUUGAUUGUUUAUUUGUUUAUUGGCAUGAUUGCUGAUUUUCAUUUGGAUAUGGGGGCUAGGAUAAGCACUGGUGUGAGAGUUAACUGUGUAGCUAAUUUGUAAUUGAACGACCUCGCUUGCUUCUUUGUAGCAAAAUUCUCCAACUCACGAGAAACAAGAGAAACCUCCAGAGCGUAUUGAUGAUGAAGAAAAACGGCUGUUGAAAUUAAUGGGGUGGCAAGAUGGUGGAACAGGGUCACCGGUAAGCGAUCGUUGUGACCGAUAGUUAAGUAGUUUCUGAGUAAUUUUAAACGACUCCGUCCGUCAAAUAGCCUGCGUAGUAUGGCGGUUUUGGUUGGGCGCGCUAAGUAAUAUAGGUGGGCGGUCUGGCGGGCGGAGGCCGAGAAAUCGCGAGGAGGUUGGGGCUUCGCCGCUCAGUAGUGCUCCCAAUGCUACGCAAGCUAUCCGUCAAGCGAAACGCGUGUGAGGGAAAAAUAACCACGCGCGCGUCUGGUGCGCGAGGCGGGAGAGGCGGCGAAUGACGUAGGCGUAUUCGUAAUUCUGGCUGUCGUCCCUCUCCGCCGAAAAUGUAUCAAAUAAGCCUGUGUUUGCAGGCCACGAGAGGUGUGAAAGGAGAGUUCGUCUUUUUACAAAUGUCUCUUAAGCAUUGUGUCAAAAAUCACAAGCAACAGUAAUGAGCUUUGAAAAACUGUUAACAUGUUUUCAAAAACCGCUAUCGGAAUCCCGUUUUAAUCCGUUCAAAUUUUUCCAUCCGUACCUUCUUGUUUAUACAGUAUGCUGUGUUAUUUAUACCUUCUUUCGUUAUUGUGAGCAGUUAUUUUUAUGUUUUAUUUGGUGGUAGUUUCCACUGUUUGAAUAUCGAUACAUUUCGUGACACCGCUCCUUUAAAGGUCUCCUUCCGACCUGACCAUAGGUUACAUUUGAUUUCUAGAGGAGUACAAGGUAGACUCUGUUACAUGACAGGUUGUUUGUACACCGGCCAUUUGUAACAAUAGUUGUUACAAUUGCCCACUGGGUCCCGGAAUGUUUCUUUGUGAACUUACACAUCGAAGAAACGAGACGUAAGGAGAUCACAAGGGCAACAGUCAAGUUAUAUUUAGCCUGCAAAGCAGGCGUAUGUUACGGAGCGAAUGAUUUGACGUUGAAACUGACAGAGUUGGAGCGAGUCAAAAAACACUCUAAGGGAGAGUUUAGUUGCUUUUAUGAUGGCAGCCGCGAUGAAUGUGCCUUUAGGUCGCCCUUUUUUUAAAAAAAAAAAAAAAAAAAACGCCUGUUCUGCAGGCUAAGUUAUGUUUUCUGCAAAAACAAGUGAUUAACUUCAUUUUUGUUCAUGUCUUUUCUCAGGGUUAUGUUUCUUCCGAGGAAGACCUUUGUAUAUCAGAGCAGGAAAUUCUCCGGUUCAAGGCCAAUCACUCGUCUGUCUCUCAACAGCGACUCAAACUUCGAGAGAAACUGCGACAGCAGUUUAUUAAUAUGACGCUUAAAAACGGCUUGAAUGUCGGCGUUGUUCACUGAGAUAUUAAUAUCACUGUGUAGGGGAAGUGACUGGGGUGGGGGAGUGUACAAAUGGAGUGUCGGUGGAUAGCUUUUUCAAUUUAUUUUUAAGCACGAAGCAUAUUCCACUCUUACGCACUGUUUUUGAGGUCACGGGGUUUUUAUAUAGUGAUCAAGAGGAGUUGUUUGGAAUCGUUCUUUUUACUGAGUCAUAGACCUAAUUAUAUCAUUUUUAACGCAGUCAGAGAAAAAUGCUAAAAGGAAAAAUGAAAGAAGUAAAAAGCUAAAAAGGAAUUAAUUUAAAGUUAAUUAAACGCUUACCACUAUAGGGUGCAUGCAUUUGCUACAUCCGUCGCAUUUUCCCUUCAUUUUUCUAUGACAACGUUAUUGUGGUAACGUGAAUAUAACUGACGCGGAUAAUUGCACAGUACAUCAACUCUAGGAGUGAAAAACUCUCGUUACGUUUAUCGAUAUUUGUUAUUAAACGUGACGUGAGUUUCCAUACACACACCUCUUGUUGCCUUAAGCCUGAUCGCCUCAAUGGCGCCAGUCGUCUCAAAAUGUCUGAAAAUGUGUGCAGACGAUCGAGUAAACAAAUUGAGGCCAAUUUUCCAUGGUCUGUACUCUUGUCUACCAUAGAAAGAAAGUCACAAUGUUCAAAAUCAAGUGGCACCACGAGCUGCAUGCUAUGCGGGACGAUCUUGAUUGAAGUAUCAUAUCUGUUAAUACAUCGGCUGAUUUCGUUUGGAUUAUUUCGAUCGAUCCAGGCACAAUCAUUCCACAAGGCGAUCGACACGAUUGCGGACGAUGGUGCGGUAAUAAGGCUAUAGGUAACAUCGCUCCACGCUUUUGGUUCGUUUUGUAAAAAACAAUGUUUGGUCUUAACAAGUGUGACUAACUGAGUCCUCUAAAAGCCUUGUAAAGUGCUACCCUCCUUUGCGCGAUUGCUUGCAUUCAUGUGGAAUGUGGCCUCAUAUGUGAAAUUUAAUAGGCAGGUACAAUGUCACAGUUUUAUUUGAUGUUACAUGAAAUACAUCGUGAUCGUCAGUUUGCCUCAAAUCCUGAAAUAAAAUGGAACUCAUGUCUUG